Aquila chrysaetos chrysaetos is the source of this 2372-nucleotide messenger RNA. RefSeq names its product carbohydrate sulfotransferase 5-like. Gene Ontology annotation, molecular function: N-acetylglucosamine 6-O-sulfotransferase activity. Gene Ontology annotation, biological process: N-acetylglucosamine metabolic process; keratan sulfate proteoglycan biosynthetic process; carbohydrate metabolic process. The coding region runs from base 36 to 2063 and encodes 675 amino acids. Lineage: Eukaryota; Metazoa; Chordata; Aves; Accipitriformes; Accipitridae. Gene Ontology annotation, cellular component: Golgi membrane. The transcript has 8 exons. The record is from RefSeq and is a predicted model, not a curated record.
AGGGUGAGUGCACGGGCUGGGGCGGGCGGCUCCCGAUGGCUGGCGUGGAGCUGUUCUCGCAUCCCGCGCUCUACACGCGCUACCGGGCCGGGCUCUGCUCCGCCGCGGCGCUGGCGCUGUUGGUCAUCACGGUGCUCACCUAUGUGCCGCCGCUGCUGGUGGCCUACCGCAGCCACGGUUUCUGGCUGAAGCAGAGCGCAUACCUGGAGCAGCCCACUGUGCGGUUCCGGUACGAGGUGCUCUUCGUGGCCACCAUCGGGCCCGGCCCGGACAGCUUCUUGGCGUGGAGCACGUUCCCGGCGUUCAACAGGCUCCAGGAGGACCGGCUGCGAGUCCCACUGCUGUCGACUAGAGAAGAAGACAAAAAUCAAGAUGGCAAAAUGGAUCAAUUGCAUUUUAAAUUGGAACUUCCGCUGCAACCUACAGAGCAUGUAGUUGGUGUUCAGCUGAUUCUACUCUUUUCCUACAAGCUUUAUAGAAUGUCAACACUUGUGAUGCAGAGCAUGGCUUUUCUUCAGUUUUUUUCUCCUGUGCCAGGGUCUCAGCUCUAUAUGAAUGGAGACCUAAAAUUGAACCAGAGGCAAUUACUUAACCAUUGUGGACUGGAUACCAGAUACAAUGUGUCUGUGGUCAAUGGCACAAGUCCUUUUGCAAGUGACUAUGAUCUAACAAACAUCAUUGCAGCAUAUUGGGAUAGAAAUGUGACAACAGUCUUUUCGGAUCCCAACCCUGUUUGGAUGACUGGAAGAGCAACAGAUACACCAUUUAUCAUUAAUGCUACUAUUCAUUACCCAGUGGAAGUUAUCUUAUAUCAGCCAGGAUUUUGGGAAAUUAUUAAAUUUGCCUGGAUCCACUUUUUUUAUUUCUUUUCCUCGGUGAGAAUGGCAAGGAUUCGGAUUCCUAGCACAAUCGUUAUACUUUUUGUUACAGUUCAGACUGGAUUCUUACUCUUCAUGUAUGCCCGGUACAGUAACUUCAUGCCUCAGUCUGAGGAGAAACCAUCUCAAGUCCACAUCCUCAUUCUCUCCUCCUGGCGGUCGGGAUCUUCUUUUGUCGGUCAACUUUUCAGCCAGCACCCCAGCGUCUUCUACCUGAUGGAGCCCGCGUGGCAUGUGUGGGUUACGAUGUACCAGAACAGUGCCAAGGUCUUGCACAUGGCAGUGCGGGACCUAGUCAGGUCGGUCUUUCUGUGUGACAUGUCUGUAUUUGAUGCUUACAUGCCUUGGAAAAGAAACUUAUCUGAUCUUUUCCAGUGGGCAGUGAGUCGGGCUCUGUGUUCAGCUCCUGCUUGUGACUCCUUUCAACGUACUGAUAUAACCAGUGAAAUGGCAUGCAAGACUCUUUGUGGACGGUACCCAUUCAGCAAGGUGGAGGAAGCCUGUAAGACUUACAGCCAUGUUGUCAUCAAGGAAGUUCGAUUCUUUGACUUGAAGGUCCUCUACCCCCUUCUCACUGAUCCGUCCCUGAAUCUCAAAAUUAUUCACUUGGUCCGUGACCCCAGGGCAGUCGUCAAGUCACGGGAACAAUCGGUCAAAGCAUUAGCCCGUGACAAUGGAAUUGUUUUGAGUACCAAUGGCACUAAAGUGGAAGACAGCAAAUACAAAGUAAUGCAAGAGAUUUGUAGAAGUCAUGUUCAGAUUUAUGAAACAGCUACUCUAAAACCACCUAAUUUCCUUAAAGAUCGCUAUUUAAUGAUCCGUUUUGAAGAUCUGGUCAGAGAUCCAUUAUCAGAAAUCUCAGAAAUGUAUAAAUUUGCAGAUCUUAGUUUGACCCCCAUGCUCAAAAGCUGGAUCUAUAAUAUCACACAUGGACAGGGACCAGGAAAAAAAAAAGAAGCCUUCAGAAUCACGUCUCGAGAUGCAGUUAGUGUUUCACAGGCCUGGAGAAAUGUUCUUUCCUUCCAGAAAAUUAAGAAAAUACAGGAAGUUUGCAAAGGUGCCAUAAAUAUGCUUGGCUAUCAGCUGGUGGAUUCAGAAAAAGAACAGAGAGAUCUGUCAUUGGAUUUAGUAUUGCCAAGACGACAAAAUCAAUUCAGUUGGUCAUCAUUUAAUCCAAAGCACUGAGACAUCAUUAUUGAGAGAUCCUGGGGGUGGGGGGGUUGUGUAGAUGGCUGAGUAUUUGUCUACUGUGCAGCAUAUAGGUAAUUUGAAAAUCCUUGGCUGGUAAGUUUAAUUAUCUUCCUGUCUGCUGUUUUUCUGUAAUGGAAGGAGGUUUUUUUCUGAGUUUCUUACACCGCAAAAACAAAAAAAACCCAUUGGAAAUGCCGUGAGAUACUUGUCAGAUUGCAAAUUUACAGCUGAGCUGCGCUGUUCUCAGCAUUGUUUUAAAAAUAUAAUUUAAGUACUUUCUAUUAAAAGAUGAAUUGUCAAAAA